Messenger RNA from Branchiostoma belcheri (Belcher's lancelet), 2372 nucleotides. Its product is annotated as serine/threonine-protein kinase ULK3-like. The transcript has 2 exons. Gene Ontology annotation, biological process: autophagy; autophagosome organization; protein autophosphorylation. Gene Ontology annotation, molecular function: protein serine/threonine kinase activity; ATP binding. The coding region runs from base 16 to 1509 and encodes 497 amino acids. Gene Ontology annotation, cellular component: cytoplasm; autophagosome. Lineage: Eukaryota; Metazoa; Chordata; Leptocardii; Amphioxiformes; Branchiostomatidae. The record is from RefSeq and is a predicted model, not a curated record.
GUAAAACGUUCGAAGAUGUCGCGACCCGGCACGGCCCGCCCGGGCUCCGCACGGCUCGGUUCCGCCAGGCUAGCGGCUGUCCCGCAGCUUCCGGACUUCGUUCUAACAGAGCGACUGGGCAGCGGCACGUACGCCACCGUCUUCAAGGCCUACAGCAAGAGCAAGCGCAGACAGGUGGUCGCCAUCAAGUGCAUCCAGAAGUCCAACCUGAACAAGGCCGCCACCGACAACCUCCUCACUGAGAUCGAAAUCCUGAAGAACGUGCGGCACCCUCACAUCGUGGAACUGAAGGACUUCCAGUGGGACCGCAACAACAUCUACCUGAUCAUGGAGUACUGCAGCGGCGGGGACCUCUCCCGCUUCAUCCACAGCAAGAGAACGUUGCCGGAGUACCUGGCGAAGAGGUUCGGGCAGCAGCUGGCCAUGGCGCUGCAGUUCCUCCGCUCCAAGAACAUCUCCCACAUGGACCUGAAGCCGCAGAACAUCCUUCUGUCCUCGCGGGACAACCCGGUGCUGAAGCUGGCGGAUUUCGGGUUCGCGCAGUACAUGGGGGACGAGGCGCGCAUGACGUCGCUACGCGGGAGUCCACUCUACAUGGCACCAGAAAUGUUCUGCAACACAAAGUACGAUGCACGAGUGGACCUCUGGUCGCUGGGGGUGAUACUUUACGAGGCGCUGUUCGGGCGAGCGCCGUUCUACUCCCGAUCCUACGCCGAGCUGGAGGUGAAGAUCCGGGACACCAGACCCGUCGAGAUCCCGCAGGGGAUCCAGAUCUCCGGGAAGUGCCGGGAUCUGCUCCUCGGCCUCCUGCAGAGGGAUCCCAACCAGAGGAUAACCUUCGAGGAGUUCUUCAACCACCCGUUCAUCGACCUUGAGCACGUGCCGUCCCACGAUUCGCUCGACAAGGCCGUCGCCAUAGUGACGGAGGCCGUGAAGUACGACGAGGAGGGUAGCCACGCGGAGGCGGUGAAGAAGUACUGCGAUGCGCUCGAGUACUUCGUUCCCGCGGUCCACUACGAGACGGACGAGUCGAAGAAGGACGUGCUGAGAAAGCGCGUGAUGGAGUACAUGGCGCGCGCCGAGGAGCUCAAGUCCAUGAUCAAGCCCGCCGAAGAAGAAGAACCGACCAAUGAGGACGGAGAAGACGACGGACGGGAAGCUACGCCGAAAGAGGCGGAAACGCUGUGGGAGAUGGCGGGGUCAUGCACGCGGCUCCACCAGGCGCUGAAGCGCGCCGCCAUCGCGGAACUCAGGGCGGAGCACGAGCUGUACGACAGCGCCCUCGAGGAGUACAAACACGCCCUGGAGGAACUACUUUCUCUCCUGGAGGCCGAGCCCAAGGGCAGGCGGAGGGAUCUGCUGCACAUGGAGGUGGAGAAGCUGUUGAAUCACGCACAGGCGGUGAAGGACUACAAGAACAUGAUGAAGCGAGACGCCCCCAGACUGUCCGAUUCCGGGGAGCGGUAUAACGACUCCAGAGAUGACAUGAACAGAUGCGUUGUUCAGUGACGGCCUGGAAUUACAAAUGUAGCUCUAGAAAUUUACUAGGCAUUGAAUGUUUAGCAUAUUGUUCAAUGCACAUUGUAUAUGGGUGGGGAAAGUACAUGUACCAUUUUCGUUUUGGAUACACCAAUAUUAAGUAUUUGUUGAAAAAGAUUUGGAGACAACAAUGGUUUUUCUGAUUCUGAAAUGAUUGUCCAUUCUCAGGAUGCACAGUUGACCCUCAGGCAAUGCGUACCAAGGCCACACUGUACAUGUUUGGAUGAUAUGGAUGACAUCCUCUGAUCACCCCUAAACUGAUGUGAGCAUGUGAAAUAAAAAUUUGCCUUCAUUAUGAAAAUCAAAGUGGUGAGGAAGGUUGAACAAAUGACUGAACACUCAAAGCAUGGUUUACCAACCAGUAAAAAGUUUUGUUCUUUCACAUCUUCUUAUAAUUCAAGCCCUGCUUCCCUUCCUCUGGCAUCUUCGACCUCUGUCACCUUGUUGAGGAGAACCAGACAAAAAUUGAUACUCCCAUGGAUGUCAUCCAUAUGGUCAAGUCAGUGUGGCCUAAUGCCAACUCCAAAUUCCAAAGAUGGCCGACCCAACACCAGUCUAGUAAAAAAUGGCCUGCACUGUAUAUCCAGGCCAAGAUAGUUCAGUUAUCAUCAAGUUUAUUUACAAAUCUCUCUCCAGACUGGUAAACAUAUAUCCCAAAUUUGAUGACUAAUGUAAAUCAUCUCAAAUAUGCAGAUACACCUGAGUCUUAAUUCGUGCAGGAUUUUGAUGUCACACCGAAGCUUGCUCAGAUGUGGACAUACUGACAUUGGAUGUGGACAGAUACAGAUAGAUUGACAGGAGUAAUUGUUAUUAGUAUUUGCUGUCAUGUCAUA